Molecule: messenger RNA, 414 nt
Organism: Hemisphaericaspora subhashii
Lineage: Eukaryota; Fungi; Ascomycota; Pichiomycetes; Serinales; Debaryomycetaceae
Product: E2 ubiquitin-conjugating protein
Exons: 2
Coding region: 1-414 (137 amino acids)
Biological process (GO): DNA damage tolerance; protein K63-linked ubiquitination
Cellular component (GO): nucleus
Source: RefSeq, a predicted model, not a curated record
AUGUCUAAGAUUCCAAGAAAUUUCAAAUUAUUAGAAGAAUUAGAAAAGGGAGAGAAAGGAUUAGGAGCAGAAUCUAUUUCCUAUGGAUUAGCUAGUCAAGAUGAUAUUACCAUGACAUAUUGGAAUGGUACUAUAUUAGGACCACCUCAUUCAUGUCAUGAGAAUCGUAUUUAUUCAUUACAUAUUGUUUGUGAUGAAUCAUAUCCUGAUAAACCACCCAAGGUUAAAUUUGUAUCAAAGAUUAAUUUACCAUGUGUUGAUUCUAAUGGGAAUGUUAUACCUGGAGAAUUUGAUACUUUAAAGAAUUGGAGAAGAGCUUAUACUAUGGAAACUGUAUUACUUGAAUUAAGAAAGAGUAUGGCAUCUCCUUCUAAUAAGAAAUUACAACAACCACCUGAAGGAUCUACUUAUUAG